AUGGCAAAUCAAGAACAGUGGAUCAAGAACAUAGGCAAAACGGGGCCAGGAGGAAAGGGACCGGUCCAGUACAGCCCAUCACGACGAAACCUGGCCUCGACUGAGCACUCCGAUGACCCGCGGCCAGACCUGGUUUCCCAAAACCCUCCUCGAAUCAGCCAGAAUCUGGGCAAUGAGAUCUUCUCAAACCCCGAACUCCUUGAUCUUAUAGCCAAGAAAGUUCAGGACGAGGUUGACAAGAAGGUCCCAAGUAAUAAGCCAACGCAGACUCAAAACGAAGACGUCGACUAG
Molecule: messenger RNA, 291 nt
Organism: Penicillium samsonianum
Lineage: Eukaryota; Fungi; Ascomycota; Eurotiomycetes; Eurotiales; Aspergillaceae
Exons: 1
Coding region: 1-291 (96 amino acids)
Source: RefSeq, a predicted model, not a curated record